AUGGAGCUUAUUGCUGCUGCUAACAGAAUUAUUAGACAAUUGGAGAGCUCUCAGUAUGCAGACAUUCUAGCUCCUGCAUUCCGUGCUUCGCUGAGUUAUCGGCUAAGAAAUUUGGUCGAGUCUUACCUGGCCUUUGAAAAAGCUGCCAAUGCUUUUAUUCUGGAAUUCCGAAAUUGGGAAUCAGCAUGGGCUUUGGAAGCCUUAUGCGUGAUUGCAUAUGAAAUUAGGAUUCUAACCGAGCAGCUAAGAGCUGAUAAAGAGCUGGCUUCAAUAAGGAAAACCCCGGAGAAAUUGAAAAGUGCUGGCUCUUUCCUCAUGAAAGUGUUUGGUGUUCUUGCUGGAAAAGGACCAAGGCGCAUUGGAGCUUUAUAUGUUACGUGCCAGCUGUUUAAGAUUUAUUUCAAGCUCGGGACAGUCCAUUUAUGUCGCAGUGUGAUAAGAAGCAUUGAAACAGCUAGGAUUUUCGACUUUGAGGAGUUUCCUGUAAGGGAUAAGGUCACCUACAUGUAUUAUACUGGUCGUUUAGAGGUGUAUAAUGAGAACUUUCCGGCUGCUGACCAUAAAUUAUCUUAUGCAUUAAGUUAUUACAGUCCUCUGAAGGAAGCAAAUAUAAGGUUUGGUUAGGUUCUGCUUUUAA
Molecule: messenger RNA, 637 nt
Organism: Olea europaea var. sylvestris
Lineage: Eukaryota; Viridiplantae; Streptophyta; Magnoliopsida; Lamiales; Oleaceae
Product: enhanced ethylene response protein 5-like
Exons: 4
Coding region: 1-624 (207 amino acids)
Biological process (GO): post-transcriptional tethering of RNA polymerase II gene DNA at nuclear periphery; transcription elongation by RNA polymerase II; poly(A)+ mRNA export from nucleus
Cellular component (GO): transcription export complex 2
Molecular function (GO): double-stranded DNA binding; RNA binding
Source: RefSeq, a predicted model, not a curated record